AUAACAUAGUUCUCCUGUUCUCAUCUAUACCCGGAGUAAAACAAACCUGGUUCCACUUGUUAUAACUAUACAGUAUACAUACAUUGAGAAGUGAGACUUAACUCCGAUUUACCAAAUAUGGUUUCGUAUCCAAAUAAUAAACCAAAUCACCACAUUUGCAAAAAUAAGCAGUGCAGCUGCACCAAAAGCAACAAUAUGCAAGGCACCAAGAACAAUGUAAAGCUCACAGUCUGCACCAAGGGCAAUGUGAAGAUCAGCACCAAAAGCAGCCUAAAGCGUUCCCCCUCCACCAAGAGCAAGAAAAAGCUGAACAAGAUCAAGUAUAGUACUUGGGGCAAGAACAGCAACAGUAUCAGCAGUAGGGGAAAUAGGAAGACCAAGAGUAGCGACAACAUUCAUUGUGUUUCCAGCAGCAAUAUCAGCAACAGCUCCGCUCACAACUACAUCAGUUGUGUUAAAAACAUGGAUAGAUGUUGCUCUUCCCACAACUAUGUCAACUGCAAUAACAAUGACGAGAAAAUCCAUUUCAAGCCGAAGUUAUCAAAAUUCAGGUUUUCGUUUGGAAACCUGUCCAGGUUCUUCCCUAGCCGGUCAGCUGUGCAGACCUGCAAGAAUACAGAAUUUGAGUGGAUUGGACCCUCAGAGCAUCUUGAGAGAAAUAUACCUUUGAAGGAGAUAACUCCUGUGCUCAAGGGUAGGAUUGGAACACAGGGAGCCAGGUCUUUCAUUGCUCCAAAUCAUGUUUUCAUGAGGAACACAAGAUCCCCAGGGUUCAAGAUUUACGAAGAUUAUCCAAGUUUGAAAAAGAAGCGAACCCUCUCUAAAAGCUUAAAUUUACCAGUAGUAUCCGAGGUUUCUUAUGUAAACCUUCAAACCCCGCCCCCACCUCUCCCUCCCCGAAACAGAAUGGUAUCAAAGAGCAAACCAAACAUUGUCAGAAGAUGUAUCUUCUCUCCUCAAGUGCACAGAUCCCAGAGUUCGUUCCCUCCAGUUGUUGCAGGUGCCUGGAGAAGAACUGGAGAAGUUUGCAACCAAAGAUCAAGUUGGGGAAACCGGGUUCUUCGGGUCUAAUCCUAAACCAGUCUUCUCAAGUUUGGAACAAACCUGCUCAAGAAAUUGUACAUAGACAAAGAUUUUCACAUUUAAUCUGCAUUUAUUCUAUAUUUAAAGAUAUAUUUAUUUGUAUAUUUAAGAUUAAAUAUAUAUAUAUUGAUUACAACAUAGUUUC
This is a messenger RNA of Eurytemora carolleeae, 1228 nucleotides long. RefSeq lists its product as uncharacterized. NCBI's taxonomy places the organism in Eukaryota, Metazoa, Arthropoda, Copepoda, Calanoida, Temoridae. The record is from RefSeq and is a predicted model, not a curated record. The transcript has 2 exons. The coding region runs from base 118 to 1071 and encodes 317 amino acids.